Messenger RNA from Hemisphaericaspora subhashii, 1548 nucleotides. RefSeq names its product mitochondrial 37S ribosomal protein mS45. Gene Ontology annotation, cellular component: mitochondrial small ribosomal subunit. Lineage: Eukaryota; Fungi; Ascomycota; Pichiomycetes; Serinales; Debaryomycetaceae. Gene Ontology annotation, biological process: mitochondrial translation. Gene Ontology annotation, molecular function: structural constituent of ribosome. The transcript is spliced from 3 exons. Bases 1 to 1548 code for a protein of 515 amino acids. The record is from RefSeq and is a predicted model, not a curated record.
AUGAAUAAUAUACCAAUUAAGAGUAUAGGAUGUAUAAAAUCAUCUAUACGAUUAUUCUCAACCUCUUCUGCCAGAUUGGGUAGAAAUCCAGAAAACAAUCCCAACUUUCAAGAAACAUUUCAAAAAUUCUUAGGACCCAAAGAUAUUCGUGGUGAAUAUCCUCAAAAUCCAUAUUAUUAUCCACCAACUGACAAUAAUCCAAAAUAUAUCGGUACUGAAGGGAUGCAAAUUACUAGAGAUGUAUCCUCUAGUUUUAGAAAUAGACCGGCUCCAUAUAUUAAUAGAGGUCGUAAUCAAUCAUUACAUCCAUUUCCAAAUAAUACAAAUACAACUACAGCAUAUAUGUUACCUGAUGAAUUGAAAGAUAAGAUAUUGGAAGAAGUUACGGAGAAUGGAUUGACUGCACAACAAGUUGCUAUCAAAUAUCAAAUUAAUAUUUUGAGAAUUGAAGCUAUUUUGAAAUUAAAUGAAAUUAGAGAAAAUUUUAUUCCUGAUGAUGAAUCAAUAGCUAACGAUCUUAAAACCUAUGCCCAAACAAUGAAGGGAUUAUUCCCAUUAUUCAAAAUUGGACAAAAUGAAGAUAAUUUAACAGAAAUUCCAUUGCCUCCAAAAACAUUACAACAACGUUUCGUAACAAUCUCUGAAUAUGAACCAUUUGGACCAGUAGAUGCUGCCAGAGUAUUAGAAUUGGAACCUGCUAAAGAUAUCUUGAAAUCUUUGUCAGAAGUUGCAUCUCAUCUGGAUGAUGAUAAAAGUAGAGUUCAAAAAGUUAUGUAUGGGGUUGAAAGAGAAGGAGAUAAGAAUCUUUUUAGAUUUACAGCAAAGAAAGCUGGGGAUGUUGGAUACCGUUAUGGUGCUUCAAGAAGAGAUAGAAAGAAGGAUAGAAAGAUUGGAUUUGAUCGUGCUGGUAAAAUGGUAGUGUUAUGUGUAUUAGGGUUAUCCCAGUUGAUUGCUGGUUCAGCCUUUACUUUUAUAUUAGGAGCACAAGAAAGAUCAUGUUUUUAUGUAUUCACUGACAAACCAAAUACUGGUAUUCGUUAUUAUUUUGCUGUUCAAAGUGGAGGACAAUUCGAUGUUGAUUAUGAAAUUAAAGAUCCUCAAGGUAAUGUUGUUCUGCUGGAUCAAAAACAAAGACAAGGGGAUUAUGUCUUCACGGCUCAUUCAGUAGGAGAAUAUGAAUUUUGUUUCUCAAAUCAAAUGUCAACAUUUGCUGAAAAAGUGGUUGAUUUUGAAAUUAGUUUUGAAAAUGAUGAUGAUCCUAAGAAGUUUAAGGCUGAUAUGCCAGAGCAACCAAAUGUUAAACCAUUAGAACAUGUUGAAAGUAUGCAACAAACAGUUGAUCAGAUUGAAGAACAAUUGGAUGGUUUAUAUAAGACUUUACAAUAUUAUAAAACUAGAAAUAAUAGAAAUCAAGCAACUGUUAGAUCAACUGAAUCAAGAAUUUAUUAUUUUUCAGUAUUUGAAGUUUUAUUGAUGGUUGGUAUGGCAUUCUUACAAAUUACAAUUGUUCAAUUGUUCUUUAAAGGUUCUAGAAAACAAUUGGUAUAA